CCCUUUGAUAACAUGGAUUCUUAUUUCUCAAUACUAUCCGGUGAAAUUAUGGUUGCUCAUGGUUAGUCCUGCUUCGCGUGAGCUGUUUGGUUAUUUUUAUUCCUCAUCACAUCAUCUCUCCUCUUGUGUUGGUGGUAAAUUCAUUCUUCCUUGAUCUAUGUGAUUUUCUUGGUGUGGUCAUUUUUAAAUAUGACGUUUCUAAGCAUAACUGUUAAAGAUUUAUGGAGGUGAAUGAAUUUUGCAGAAAUCACACCAAAUUAUUAUUUUUCAAAUGAAAGUCAAUUCUUGAGGGUAUAUGCUGUUGGAGAAGAACUGGACCCUUUGAUAUCAAGCAUGAUAAGAUUAGCUCUAUUUAGCUCUAUACUCAAAAUAUAUUUCUUCAUUUAAUUGAGUAGAUCCAGCCGCUAAAUUAGGCGACCAGAACUAUGAGUGUCGCAGGCCGGCCUUCAGACAGCAGUAAUUACUUCACUAGAUAUAGAUAUCCUUCAGUAUUGCGCGAGUUUUCUUCAAAAUAGACAUUGACAACUUCUUGCUCUUGUAACAUCUCUUUAUUGACAACUUCUUGCUCUUGUAACAUCUCUUUAGCCUUUCCUUCUGUCACGUGAGUAGGUGUCUCAUUAACAUGUCCCUGCGAUAAUAUUUUUUUAGGUAGGUGUCUCAUUAACAUGUAAACAGAGUUAUAUAAGCACUUUGUAAUUGUGCUGAUUUCUUGAGAACUGCAGUCACUACACUGCAACAAUGGAAUGCUAUCUUCCAUACAAGCUCAUCUCUCUCUUCCUUCUCCUUUCAACUGCUUUGUCAGCUACGAUAGGGGAUGAUCGUGAGACCUACAUCAUCCACAUGGACAAAUCAGCUAUGCCCACUCCCUUCUCAGAUCAUGAUAAUUGGUACACGUCGAUGCUUUCAUCCCUGUCAUCGUCCGAUCAUGGUGUUUUCCCAACCCAUCUCUACACCUACAACCAUGUGUUGGAUGGUUUCGGUGCAGUGCUAUCUCGGUCUCAACUCGAUCAGUUAGAGAAGAUGCCAGGCCAUAUUGCCACAUACCCUGAGACCUCUGGAAAGCUUCACACCACACAUACACCAGAGUUUCUUGGCCUGAAAAAGAGUGCUGGCUUGUGGCCUCAAGCCAAUUUUGGUGAUGACACGAUUAUUGGUACAAUCGACACUGGCAUCUGGCCAGAAAGUGAGAGUUUCAGAGAUGAUGGCAUGACCCCGGUGCCAGAGAGAUGGCGCGGGGCAUGUGAGUCGGGAGUAAAUUUCAACUCUUCUUAUUGUAACAAAAAACUCAUUGGAGCUCGCUCUUUCAGUAAAGGGAUGAAGCAACAAGGGCUAAACAUAUCAAGAACUGAUGACUACGACUCUCCGAGGGACUUCUUAGGACAUGGGACUCACACAUCGUCCACUGCUGCUGGGAGCCCAGUACAAGGUGCCAAUUACUUUGGUUAUGCAAAAGGAACGGCAACUGGGGUUGCACCAAAAGCCCGGCUUGCCAUGUACAAGGUUGUAUUCCUCAAUAGCACCUACGAGUCUGCUGCCACUGACACGUUAGCCGGCAUGGACCAAGCCAUAGCUGAUGGAGUAGAUCUCAUGUCAUUAUCAUUGGCUUUCAGAGAGACGCCUUUUGAUGAAAACCCUAUUGCAGUGGGAGCUUUUGCAGCCAUGGAGAAAGGGAUUUUUGUUGUUUGUUCAGCUGGCAACCGUGGUCCUGAUGGUUUCACUGUACUCAAUGGAGCUCCUUGGAUCACAACUGUUGGUGCUGGGACAAUCGAUCGCGAUUAUGCAGCUAAGGUGACGCUUGGUGAUGAGGUCCUCACUGUUAGUGGAAAAUCUGUCUACCCAUUAGACUUGUUAGUGUCUCGCGAUCCAAUAUACUUUGGCCAAGGGAAUAGAAGCAAAGAACUCUGCGAAGACUAUGCUCUUGACCCAAAAGAUGUUGCGGGGAAGUUUGUAUUUUGUGACUUCAUCAAUGAAAGUGCAGCAGUUAAUAUGUUUGAAAUAGAAAGGUCAGGAGCUGCUGGUGCAAUCUUUAGUACUGCCUUCCAAAACUUUCUUCGGCCACGCGAUUUCAAUUUGCCAUAUGUGGCAGUAACCCAAAAACACGGAGAUUUGAUCAAAGACUACCUAAUCAAGACGGAGAAUGCAACUGUUAGCAUCAAGUUCAAGAUAACAGUGUUGGGUACCAAGCCUGCCCCUAUUGUGGCGUGGUUCUCAUCACGAGGGCCAGAUCGCAUGUCUCCAUGGAUACUAAAGCCUGAUAUUUUAGCUCCUGGGGUUGAUAUUUUAGCUGCAUGGGUACCCAAUAGAGGAGCUGCACCUAUAGGAGACGACUAUUUGCUUAGCGAUUUUAAACUCCUCUCUGGCACUUCUAUGGCUUCACCCCAUGCAGUUGGUGUAGCAACGCUUCUAAAAAUGCUCCACAAGGACUGGAGCCCAGCUGCCAUCCGAUCAGCCAUGAUGACUACCGCUUAUGUGAAUGAUAACGCCAAUGGCUCCAUCAUUGACAUGACCACUGGAGUUGCUGGGACUCCUCUUGAUUAUGGGGCAGGACAUAUUAACCCUGAAAAGGCAAUGGAUCCUGGUCUUGUUUAUGAUAUAGAGGUUCAGGAUUAUAUCAAUUACUUGUGUGGAUUGAACUACACGAGCAAACAGAUUAAGAUCAUCACCAAAAGGUCGAAUUUCAGUUGUGAUCAAGCCAGUCUUGAUCUUAAUUAUCCAUCUUUUAUUGUUAUCCUCAACGACACCAACACUAUGAAUUACACCUUUAACCGGGUAUUAACAAAUGUUGUAGAUAGUCCCUCUACUUAUCAUGCAGUGGUGAAGGCUCCGUCAGGGAUGGAAGUGGUUGUGCAGCCCCAGGUGGUAUCCUUUGCUGGAAAGUACAGCAAAGCGGAGUUCAAUAUAACGAUAGAGGUGACUGUUAAAGAUGCUAAUCCACUGAGUGAUUCCCUAGUGAAUUAUGGGUAUUUAAGCUGGAAUGAUGUUAACGGGACUCGUAUGGUGAGAAGUCCUAUUGUUGCUGUGUAUGCACCUUAAGCAAGUGGUACAUAUUGCUGAUUGAAUGUUUGUGUGGGUAUUUAUGAAAUAAUGUUAAGGACACUUGUGUCCACAUGAUUGUUUAUUGAAGAGGUAUGUAUAAUCAAUUAUUGUUCCAAGACCUAUUAGCCAUGUGUCAAAGUGCUAUUUGUGGGUAUUUUAUUCUAUUGUUGUGGAA
Molecule: messenger RNA, 3211 nt
Organism: Cornus florida
Lineage: Eukaryota; Viridiplantae; Streptophyta; Magnoliopsida; Cornales; Cornaceae
Product: subtilisin-like protease SBT3
Exons: 1
Coding region: 739-3033 (764 amino acids)
Biological process (GO): proteolysis
Molecular function (GO): serine-type endopeptidase activity
Source: RefSeq, a predicted model, not a curated record